Messenger RNA from Manis javanica (Malayan pangolin), 2813 nucleotides. It is a transcript of the gene MAL2, whose product is annotated as mal, T cell differentiation protein 2. Lineage: Eukaryota; Metazoa; Chordata; Mammalia; Pholidota; Manidae. The record is from RefSeq and is a predicted model, not a curated record. Gene Ontology annotation, cellular component: membrane. Gene Ontology annotation, biological process: myelination. Gene Ontology annotation, molecular function: structural constituent of myelin sheath.
GCGGACCCCCAGGCGGCGGCGGCGACUGGAGCCCGGGAGGCGGAGGCGGGCGGAGGCGGGCGGAGGGCGGCGGCCGCGGCGCGCCGAGACGCAGCAGCGGCAGCAUGUCGGCCGGCGGAGCGGUAGUCCCGCCGCCGCCGAACCCCGCCGUGUCCUUCCCUGCGCCCCGGAUCACUCUGCCCGCCGGUCCAGACAUCCUGCGGACCUACUCGGGAGCCUUCGUCUGCCUGGAGAUCCUGUUCGGGGGCCUCGUCUGGAUUUUGGUUGCCUCCUCCAAUGUUCCUCUACCUCUGCUCCAAGGCUGGGUCAUGUUCGUGUCCGUGACGGCUUUUGUCUUUUCCCUCCUCUUCCUGGGCGUGUUCCUCUCUGGCAUGGUGACUCAGAUUGAGGCCAACUGGAACUUCCUGGAUUUUGCUUACCAUUUCACAGUGUUCGUCUUCUACUUUGGAGCCUUUUUACUGGAAGCAGCAGCCACGUCUCUGCAUGAUCUGCACUGCAAUACGACCGUGACCUUGCAGCCGCUCUUGACUGAUAACCAGUACAACAUAAACGUAGCAGCCACGAUUUUCGCCUUUGUGACAACAGCUUGUUACGGUUGCAGUUUAGGCCUGGCUUUACGAAGAUGGCGCCCCUAACGCUCCUUAGAAACUGUUAGUUUCAUUUGUCUACUUUAUCGUCUGAUCAGUUUGGAUAGCAUUUUGUCUGUAUAUAACAGCAGUCCAACAGUUACUUGUUUAGUAUAUGGAGAGAAUCUAAGUACAAGUUUUGGUUCAUUUCAUGGAUGGAGUUUAAAUUUUAUUAUGAUGUUAAACAGAGAAAUAACCUUUAAUUUUACAUCUGUCUCUUUUUCUUUUUUCUCUUUUAAAAAAAUGCCUUUAUAUUCAUAAAUUACACAGAUAUUGUUCAUGAAAAAGGGACAUUUCUUUUGUGGCUGUCACCCGAACCUUAAUUUUCAUAGGUAGCUAAAACCCUCUUUAAAAAAACCCACUUCAAAUAGACUUUCCACCGAACUCUCCUUUUGUGUAAAAUAGAGAUUGGCCGUCUUUUACUAUAAAGGUCUAGGUGGUAAGUAUUUUAGGCUCCGUGGGCCAUGCAGUCUCUGUUGCAGCUGCUCAACCCUGCUGCUACUCCAUGAAAGCGGCCAUAGACAGUACAUACAUGAGUGAGUGUGACCAUGUUCCAAUAUAACUUUUUUUUUAUAAAAACAGGCAACAAGCUGGUUUUGGCCUGUGGCCUGCAGUCUAUAGUUUGUCAACCUCUAGUGUAAAACCUUAGUUAUAUGUUCUGUGUUUUACUGAACUGAUAUGGAAGGUAUAAAGCUAAUUAGACAAGCUACAUAUUUUAUCUCUUUAUGCAAUAAUUACAUUUCCUUUGUGGUAAUGGUCAAAAACUUAUCCUUAAAGGGGCAUAUAGUUUCUCAACUAAUUCAAAUAGAGUCUUGGGUACAGCGAAAAGUAAUUUAUGUCAUGAACCCUAAUUGUUUAAUCAAACUAAAAGUCUCUUAACAACUGAGAAAAACUCACACCUAGCAUCCUUAGAAUGAAAUCCCCAGAGACCAUUAACCACUAGAGGAACUGCUAUCUAGCUACUAAUGUCUUACUUUGGGUUUAUUUAUGCUUCAGAAUACAGCUGUUUGCCUGUGCAUGAAUAUAUAAAUAUUUGUGUGUGGAUAUGUGAGGCUUUACCAAAUAGAGCUCUCUGUAGAGUUAAUUUUUACUUCUAAUUAUUUUGUAUAACAUAUUGAGUUAAAUUUGAUAGAGUAUUAAAUAUAACUUAGAGUUGUAGAUUAUUAACAUCAUUUGGUAAUAUCCCUGACAUCCAUGUUUGUUUGCAUUGGUGAAAAAUCAGUUUUCAAACAACUGUCACAAAAACUGCCUUUUGUUGAAGAGCACAAACAAGUAUUUUAAGCCACCUAUAGAGACCCUGAUCAUGGAAAGGUGCCAAAAUGGCUUGACUGGGUAAACAGGUUACAGUUAUGCCCCAGCUCCACCACACUGUCCAACCAAUAUACUGAUCUCUUGUCCCAAGAGGGCUACCUCUGGGAAAAUAGGGCUUUUGGUUGUUCUAUACUUUUAGCCCUUUGCUUUUUUGGUAGAAUCAUCCCCAAAGAGUGCCACAUAUAAGUUGGGCUAUUAGGUUUCUUAGAACAUAGAACAAUCCUGAAUGAGUAGCAUGAUCAAUGCUCUGUGAUCAAAUGUUUUUUAUGUACUUAUCUAUCCCCUAGAAAGAAUUUUAUUAGAGUUUGGUUCAUGAUGUAAUUAUAAAGAUACAAAGAUUCAAUUUGUCACAACAGGAAAUCAGUUUUACAACUCUAUACCCAUGUCUUAAUCUCUUCUGUAAUAUAUGACUUCCUUGGUUUUUCCAGCUCUAUACCACACACUUAAACCUGUAUUAUGAAUUGUAUAUUACAGUCAUAAAUGUGCCAUAAAGCUAUAUACUCCAUUCUGGUUGGAAUUGUUUAAAGUUAGUCUGUUUUUGUUUCUAAGGUAUAACAGGUCCAUGCUUGGUGGCAUUAAAUUAAAUGAUUUCCUGAAACUGUAUUGGUGGUACUUCUGUUAAAGGACUGCUUUCUAGAUCAUUAAGAACCAAGCUUAAAACUCAUCUAACUGUGAAUACUUAGAUUUGUAGAUUAAUUGCAUUCUCGAUUUGUGAGUUGAGUGACAAAGCACUUAAAAAUUACAGCAUUUGAGAAUUUCUUUAUAUAUGCUGUAAAAAUGAGAAAGUGUUGGUUGGUUUUAAAAUCUGGUAACUCCAUGAUGAAAAGAAAUUUAUUUUAUAAGUGUUAUGACUCUAAUAAAGUAUUCAUUUGGUAA